Hemibagrus wyckioides is the source of this 8175-nucleotide messenger RNA. Its product is annotated as histone-lysine N-methyltransferase ASH1L-like. NCBI's taxonomy places the organism in Eukaryota, Metazoa, Chordata, Actinopteri, Siluriformes, Bagridae. The transcript has 16 exons. The record is from RefSeq and is a predicted model, not a curated record. The coding region runs from base 305 to 6103 and encodes 1932 amino acids. Gene Ontology annotation, molecular function: DNA binding; protein binding.
GGAACUUGAGUGUCGUACGCAGUUGCACAAUGUUCAUCUUCACGGCUCCAUCAGUGCACGGAAAGCUCACGCAACAUCCCUGCGCUUAGCGUUUCGGCUCAGUUGCGCUCACGCGAACAUUUUUUUUUAAUUUUAGCUGGAGGGAUAUACUGCGCGCUGUGAGAGAAAAGAUCUUCUCGCGUGGCGUGGGCCAAGAAUAUAAUGAGAGAAGACAGCACCAAGACGUGGAUCUGCCAUUAUCUGAAUUUAAUAGCCUAAUAGCUCUGCCUUCCCCUGCAAAUUUGUUUCUAUACUGAACUUCCAAAUGGAUAAAAAAAGGAAGAGUGAUUUACCUACGCCAGCACCAGAGAGAGGAAGAGAGUUUGAGGGGACAGAGGGUAGGAAAAAAAUGAGAAAGACCAAAUCAGAAGAACUGGAUUUCUUCUCUGAAGGAACUGAUGGCAGAGAUAAACAACUGCAGGAUUUAGCAGUUAAAGAGGCUGACCAUUCAGAAGCUAAUAUGAAAGGGAAGAUCAGACCCGGGGCAAAGCGAACCAAGAAACCCCCAAAGAGCCUUGAAAACUUCAUAUGCCGACCUUCUGUUCGAAUGUUUCAGAGGCCUGAACCUGUGGGGCAAAGCGUCUGCAAGCGAAGAGAUGGUAUAAGUGCUAAAACUAGACGCUACAGUCAAUUAUGUCAUCCUGUCCAGAAGAAAUGUAACACUGACUCAUUGGAAACAAAAGACAAUUCAGCUAUGACAAAUACUGAUCCAUCAGCACUUUCUCUGUCCUCUCUCAUACCUUCAAGUAUCAUAUCUCCUGCUUCAGACUCCCCUACUACAAGGGCAGCCAAAAAGGUUCUCCCAAAACAAACUAAGAAGACAGAUUUAAAGUCAGAUAUAACACUACAGGAAACCCCACAGUCAUCCAACAAACUGUCAAUUUCUCACAAGAUAACGCUUAAUACUGAAAUAAAGCAGACAUAUUCCUCCAAAAAUCCUCCUGACUCAAAUUCCACCUAUCAACAGGACUCCAGCCCACAUGAGUGCAUUAACAUCCUUAAUGAGGACAUGGCACAGAAAGGUCAAGCCAGUCCAAACUCCAGUUUUGGAAAUCCAAGUGAAACCAGUUUACAUGCUGUGUCAUCCAAGUUAACAUCCUGUUUUCAAAAAAAUGCCUUGAAAUGCAAUGAAAGUCAUUCAGAAACGCCUUCAAGUUUGCAUUUGAAUACAAAGAAGGGUGAAGGUUGUGUGGAUGAUCCCAACCAUGCUGAUGUCAGAAUAGUAACUAAUGAAAAAAGUAAGCACCAAAAUGGCUCCAGACAAGAGCCAAGUCCUUGUACAAAUGACCUGCCAGAACACCCCACCUCUUUCCAAGUAACUGAUUCCCCAUCCUCCAGUAAGUGCACUGACACCACAUCAGAUCUGUCAGAGAAUAGCAGAGGAAGCAAAGGACAGAAUGAAAAUAAAAAAGACCUAAAUUGGUCUCCAGAAAUAAGUAUAAAAUCCCCCAGAAAUCCUGUUCCUGAGCACAAAAAUUAUGGUAGCCCAAACGGAUCAGCUAAUGAUGAGCAUGGAAACCAGGAACAAAUUGAAGUAGACUGUUUGUCUGACACUAUCAACUCUCUAGGUUCUGCCUUACAUCCUCAAGUAUCUCCUGCCCCAGUACCGCCUCUGAUGGAUGACUUAUCAUCUAGCAGCAAGCAAGACAAAAAACUGUCAAAGAAACGACAGAUCAGAAGCCUUCGCAGUAGUAAGUUUGCAAACAUGGACAAUGAAUUUAAUCAUAGUCCUGUUGCCAAUAAAGUACUAGAGAGUGGUUCACAAAAUGAAACUCCAUUCCAUAGUUCUUCAGAAACAUUGUCCUCACCUCAGGGUGAACAAAAUCCACUUGGACAACUUCCCAAAUCAAAACUGUCCCCAAACUCAAAAAAUCUCAAUUCAGAAAUUUCAUCUUUAAAUAAUCCACCAUGUAGAAAAAGGGGUAGACCAAAAUCUAACAAAUCAGGAGUACAUUUUGAGGCAAACAAUUCUCAAGUGUCUGUUGUUAAUCCCCCAAAUGAUGAAAACCCAGAAGACCUAGAGCCGGAACUCGAUAUGAAGCAGACAAGGCCUAUGGCAAGAAAACGUGGGCGCCCAAAACAGUCUUUUUCCAUCCAUGCACAGGAAACUCAGUCAAAAUUAAUUUCUAAGAAACAGGACCCAAGAGACCUUUAUACAACUUCCAAAGACAAAGCCAGAAACAUUCAAAAGUGCAAGAAAAGCAAGAGAGUAAUAAUGAAGACAAUCAUUGGAAGGAUCAAUAAGAUGAAAGUGAAAAGGAAAGAUCAAGUGCUCACACAGAUUCUGUUGGGACAGAAGCAAGGUGACACUCAAGAAAUUUCUCACGAAGACACAGAGAGAGAUGCGUGCAGUCCAGAUUCUACUGCAACACACUCCUUAUCUUCCCUUGUAUCUUCUUUUGGAGGUAAACUUGGUUCUCAAAUUAAUGUCAGCAAAAGAGGAACUAUCUACAUGGGGAAGAGGAGAGGUCGCAAACCAAAAUGUCAAACAACCUCCAACAUUUCCACCCAGAAAUCUCCACAGAGGUUACCAGACAACCCAAAGUUCACCCACAAGUCUACUUUUGUGUCAUUAGAUACCCAAAGUAUCCCUUUAUCAGGCUCCUCUAACACACUUAAAAAUAUUGCCUCAUCGUCGUCAUCGGGGAGAAGUUCACAGAUCAAUUUUAAUGCCCCCAAAAUCAAAGCAACUUCCUUUAAACAACUGAGUGAAAAUUCCCAGGCUCACUCUGAAGUAACACUGACGUGUAACAGUGGGGAAGGAAUUAAUGAUAACACCACAUCAGACAGGGGCGAGAGGAAUAACAGGUUGGAUGAAGGCAUGGGAUUUUGUGCAGCACCAGCCCCAGGUGCUGUAUUCACAAUGUCUGGUGUUCCUGGGAGUAAUUCCUUUCAGGGUAGACCGAGGGCUCUUUCCUCCUUGCCUUCAGAACGCCUCUUUUCUGCUCAUUUGCCAUUAGGCUCUGGUAGGCCACAAGAUUCCAAUCCCUCUUUGCCAUUCACAGACCAAGAAGCGCAUAAGUUCAAAUGCCACAGAAAGGGCCAUCACUGCCUUAGUCGAGAAAAGCUUAGAAGACAUAAAUAUAAGUGCAAGAAGAAGUAUAUGCAUCUCAGGGCCAAACACCAAGACCCAGACUUCCUUGCAGAUAUUGAUGACCUGAUUGUAAGACUGAGCAAGAUCCGUAUCGUGCAGCGCAUCACCCGAACAAAGCUUGGUGAAGAUGGUAACAUAACUGGAAGAAAGACUGUAAAGGGCAAAUGUCAAUCCUAUGAUCUUCAGUGCCUACAAGAAAAAGUUCACCCCCCCGCCAUGUUUCAGAUUAACCUCAGCGGAUACUAUUCACCACAUUCGGCCCUCUCCUGUGAACCCCUUCAUUAUGUCAGAAUGGCCAAUAUGAGAAGGAAACAUGGUUGUUCCACUGAGCCAAGCGAACAAAUUGUUACACAUUUCCCAGUGAUGCACAAACUUGGAUACCCAUACCCAGGUGGUGGCUUUAUCCAUCCAUCCUACAAAGUACCAUUCACGACCACCUCUCUUGGUUUCGGACUCUGUCGAGGAUACCCAUCCAGUGCGUUAUAUCCACUCCCUUUCCCGCCAUCAUAUCUGCACCACUACCCUAAGAACCCUAUUAUAAGCCCAUCUAAGUUUCACAAGAAGAGGACCAAGUUCCCAAGGCAAGACUCUGCAGUUUGGGGACAGAGCACAUUCGGGACAUAUCCUAGGAUGACCCCGCACUCCUCCUGUGACUGUUUCAAUACAGAAAGUGGGCAAAGGCAGAAACAGAAAGAAAAAGGCAGAGGAAGGCGGGAAAAACAUAGCGUGAUGACAGAAAGACAGCAUGGAAAUGAUGCACGUCUUUGGCUUAAUAAACACACAAAAGACAAUGAAAAUUCAGGAAGCUGCUCGUUUAACUCUCCUUCCCCCUCCUCUUCCCCAGUUUUCCAACAGAAAGACAAAACCUUUCCUUUUACACGUUUGAAUCCAUCAAACCUGGGGCAGGGAGGAGAAGUAAGAUGGUCAGAGCAUCAGCCACCAUGGGGUCUUGGCAACAAAAGCCUUAACCAGCCUGCUGAAACACUUGAAAACAAUUCAGUGUGCCAUGAGAAAGGUCCAGAGACUGAUGGGAACCCGACAUCAGCUCAGCAGUUACAUAGGAGAACUCAAUCUUUCUUAAAACAACCUACACUCAUUAACGGUACACCGAGUCAGAAAAGGUUGGCAAAGUCAAGAAAGAGUGAAGGACUUACUGGAGUCUCCAGUGUUCUAAGGGAACAAGCUAAGACAUCUGUACAAGACCUGUCUUCUGGAGAUAAGAGAACUCCAGGUAUCGACCAGGCAGGUGUUUUUCCCAAAAAGCAUCAGUGCAGUGAUUCUUCAUCAUGCAGAGAACCAGAAAAGAUGCCAAGGGACCCAAGGGGGUUUAAAACUAAAAGGAGGCUUUUGAUUAAGAAUAAAUCUAACCAUGCUCGGCAAACCUCAUCUCUUUUAAGGGAUGAGCAGUCACACCCAGCAGCCAGAAACACUCCUUCAACUUCAAGUGCUAAAAUACAACAACACUUUAAGCCACCGAAACAUCACAAUUACGAGGGACUGGAGUCUGCAGAUGGCAACGGAUUCAAGAGAAGAGGACCAGGACGACCAAGGAAGACUCCUAAACCCUCUUCUCCACCUUCGCCAUCUUCAUUUUCUAGUCCUGAGCUGGACUCAUCUUUGUCUAUAGAAAAGCCAGUAGAAGAAGACAAAGAUAACAGUGACACGGUGUUGGAAGUCAUUGAGCUUGUCAUUCAUGGAGAGCAAAGAAGUGGGAAGAAAAGACAACUAUCUGAAAGUGUGGGAGAUGAAGAGCAGACUCAGAAUGAAGAAAAAGAUGUGACUGAGCAGUCUUCCACUCAUUGCCAUAUGUGCUCAGAGCCUAUUGAUCCAUCACCAAGCCAGGUUGAAGACAGUGAACCCGAGCAGGCCACUGCAUCACUACCCAAUAAGAAGUAUUUAUGGGCAGGGCUUUAUUCAGAUGUUUAUAAAAACGAAGACAUUCCUGAUCAGCCUCAUGAGCUAAGUCUAGAGGGUCUAGAGUACAAUCCAGAGGAGCAUGAAUAUGGCCUGCUUCCUGCACCACUGCAUGUGGGAAAGUACCUAAGAGUAAAACGGAUCAACUUUCAGUUGCCCUAUGACAUCCACUGGCAGUAUGCACGCAACAAGCUAUUUGAAAAACCUGUUACUCUACCACAGGCAUCGCCAUCAAACAGUUCCUGUAACCCCCCAAACAGCAGUGCACCUCAGUCCUGCUCUGACGAUUGCCUCAACACGACGCUCAGUGAUGACGAGACUCAAUCCUGUGAUAUGGACAAUCACACGCAUGUGUACGAGGAACACCAUCAGUGCCAUCAUCACCUCACACAACAGGAGGAAAACAGCGACAAUGAGAACUUCCCCUCAACCUUAUCUAGUGAGGAGAGGAGUUUUGUAAUGAAACAUGGUGUCUUCCUGGUGAGAAAUUACGAGAAGAUGAAGGCGAGACAAGCGUUUCUUCUGAGAGAGGGCGCGAGAGAGCAAGAGAAAGAAAAGGAGGAGGACAAAGCGAGCGGUCAGCAGAGUGAGGGUAGAGACCUUGGAGAGGAUCCAACCAUCAAGUCAGGUCUAGGAGUGUGUGUAGUUGUUGGCGACAUGUGCAUGUGCCAGACUGAGCAGAGGUCAUGUUCUGAAGACGGGGAGCAUAUAACAUUCCAAAGCAGAAAUCUCUCACACACACUUCAAGAAAUCUGGGACAGGAUUGUUAGUUGCAAGGGAUCAUCUGGACAAACCCUUAGUGAUCCUCUGCUAAACCUGUGCGCAAGGAAAAGGUCUGAUUCUGCUCUGAUGGACCUCAGCAUGGUACAAAAGCAGCUCCAGUCAGGACACUAUGAGAGCCUGGCGGCCUUCCACUCGGACAUGCUGACUGUGUUCCACUGUGCAGAGAAAUACUACGGCUCUGAGUCUGCAGUCGGGCGUGAUGUGAGUCAGUUAAGGGCCUUAUACCACAGAGCUCACCAGGAAGCUUCAGCCCACAUCAGCAACUUCCUGUAAGGGAUAAGAAGCCACGCCCACACACCUACCUUCCAGGGCAUAUUGUGGUUGUGGUUGUGACCAUGGUAACACACAGGCAUGAUGGGCCUUCAAGAACAGGCAGGCGAUGCCCUUCAAUAUCAAAGACCUGUUGUGUGGUGCGCUUACACAGGCACUGAGCGUUAAACAGAGCCCUGCUGGAUGGGAUGCUUGCUGAGAAAAAGAUUAAGACUCAGAGAUCCAUAUUUAUUUAAAAAGGGUGGACAUUUCACAGAGGAGAAAAAGACUGCUGAUCUUUAACAAAAAAAAAAGGACACUUCUUCAUUCCAUUUUUCUUCCAGUUUUAUAUCUUGUCAGUUGCCUUGUUCAGAUACGUCUUCAGUAUAAAAUCACAAAAAAAAGCAUGGGGUGCAUGAAGCUGUGGGAACGGGAAAUGCUGAAGUAGUUAGUUCAACUUUGGCCAAGGACGUAAACAAUCAUACUAAAUCUAUUUUAAACAAUUGUAUAGAAUUGUAAGUUUAUUAUUUAUAAUGUGUUUUUUCUUUACAUUUGUUUAUACAUCAUUUGCCUUGCCAACGACUGCAUAGUACCAGUGAUAUAAUUUAAUGUGAAAUGUGCCUAGUAAUAAGCAAUAAUUGGAAAGCAAUAAGCUACUUUUUUUGUUUCAUUGUCACUAUACUACUUUUUAAAACUCCUUUUAUGCUGCCCUCUUAACUUUACACACCAGCCUGAGAGGUGAUGUUGGGCAUUUUUUUCUAAUAACAUCCAACUCCAGUGAGGUUUCAUUCUUUAGUAGGAAGAAAUAAAGUACGCUUUUGCAGGGGUUGGGACCCUUUUCACCCUGAGAGCCAAAUAAAAACAAAGAAGCAUACAGUCUCACACUAAGCAUACAGUUUCUAAUUCACUCCCAAGAAAACAUUUCCCUUUUUUGUACAGUCUCCACACUACUGGCACAGCAAAAGAAUUUCUAUUCCCAGCUUUGUUCAUCCAUGCUAGCAUUUAUUGCUGGCUGGUUUCCAGUUUCCACCAGGGCUUGGCGUAAGCUUUUUUCCAUGCUGUGUCAAAAUCAUUGCAAGAAGAAAACGUGUCUUUACAUCUGAUAUUUGCACUGAAGCAUUUCGGUCGCUACACAAAAAGAGAUCCAGAGUCCUUCUCACCAGAUGCAAAUUUUCAUUCAUUUUACUUCCAUUUCAGCUGUUUGUUUACUUUGCUUAGAUAGAAAAGUAACUUAAACCGGUCCCAUUAAAAUCUAAAGCUUUAAGAAAUGUAGGCAACUUCCAGGUGAAACCCAUAAAAUAUUUGAAAAUGGAAUUGUAUUUGAGUUGUAUUUAAUAAAAGAGGAAAGGAGCCUAAAGGGGAGUAAUAGAGAAAUAAUGCACAGCUCUUCAGUUUCCACAAGUUGAUGAAGAUUUUUUUCAAAUGUACAAAUGAGAGCUUCCAGUUUUUUUGGGUUUUUUUCAUUCAGAAAAGUGACUUGCAGUGUACAGGUGCUGUAAAACUAUCCUCACAGUGUAAAACAGUUACUAUUAGGGUGUUAUAAACCAGAACAGAAGUAAGAUUAUGGCAUGAAAUUUGGUUCCUGCACAAGUGGCCUAUUGUGACUUCCAACUCAAAUCAGUGUUGAGUAUCGUAAAUAUGUGGCGGGCUAGGGGGAAAAAAACUGGUUGGUGGUAACUGGUUGUUACUUGACUUUAAGAAGCCAUAGAUAUAUAAAUAUCAUCAAAAUAGAUUUGUGGCUAUCUUUCUGCAGGAUCAAGUACAGCCAGUUUAACAACUGCAGCAAGUCUUCUUAAAGAUAUCUAAAACCGUGCUAGUUUCAAAAUAUCUGUGAUCACAUUUUUAGUUUGCUAUGUGCCAUCCUAAAAUAGACAAUCAUUUAAAUACAAUUUUCUCCUGUGGUUUGUCAUAAUGUUGAGAAGAAAAUGUCCAAAAUUCACUAAAUGUUUUCUCCAGGCCACCACAUAUACAUGGCUCAAGAGUAUUAGGGUCCCUACCCCUGCCCUGAUCUGUGGUGUAGUGGCCGCUCAGGAGGAUUUUUUUUUAACUGUUUAGGCUUUGUGUUUGGUCUUAAUAAAUGCCUCAUUUAUUUCUUG